UCCUAGAUUGAUCCAGUAUAAGAUUGCAUAUGCAUCACACUCAGAGCAAGCCUUGAGCUGUAUGCUUUUUCUAUCUGUCUUCUUAAUUUUUUUAAAUCAGUGCUUUCAGCAUUCUAGUCUGCAGGAUUGAGAUAAAAAUAGCUGGCCAAGUUCACAAAAUAUCAGAUCCAAUCUUUAUUUUUUAGACAGAAACACCUGCUUGACAGCACAUUAGUUGGCAUCCUUUCACACCUGUGAUGCACAGUGUCAAAAGGCCUCCGUCUGCACAACUGACAUCUUUAGCUCAUGGUUCUGCGUAAUUCAUAUGUCUGCGUAACCGCCAACUCUGAUCGCGAACAGGAAAUUCUUUCUGCUUCCUCCAGUUGAUUGUGAAAAGGUUCUGGAACAUUUGCUGUUUUCAGAAGCACAAUGAGCUGCAAAUAUAGUCUCUUAUUUUUAUUCCUCUGCGGCUUCGCUGCGCUCACUGUUGCAGAGAUAUGUAAAACAGAUCUACUAGAGGGAAUGUCCUGCACCAUCAAGCUGCCAACAAAAAACGCUGACAAAUCUAAUGAGAUCACAUGGACCCAUCUCUCUGGUGAUGCCUUGAUUCAGUGGAAAAAUGGGAAGAUCAAGAAAAGCACUCCAGGUCUAACAAUGAAAGAUGAUGGAUCAUUAACAUUUGAAAGUGUCAGUCUGAAGAACACCGGCAAAUAUAGAUACACUGUUUAUAAUAGCGACGGUACAGAGAUUGAUGCUGGAGUUGAGGAAAUUAGAGUUUAUGCAAAAGCUCCUAAAACUACUUUGAAGAUCGACUGCAAAGAUGGGAAAGUUACACUCACAUGUAACUUUGAAGUCCAUCCAAAUCUGACUGUAUCCUGGUAUAAAGAAAAAGAGAAUAUCAAGCAGAAUGAAAACAACCAAAUACUGCUCUUGACAUCUGAUCAAUUAAAGGAGAAAAAGCCGUACUCAUGCAGUGUAGGCAAUCCUGCCAGCACCGAGCAAAGUAACAGCGUUACGUCAUGUUCAGAUACAGGUCCUGGAGGUGACUCAGGUCCUCGUAAACUCUUUGGCUUUGAUUUCUGGAUCAUGGUGAGCAUUUUAGCAGGCGGAGGAUCCCUUCUGCUGCUGCUGAUAUGUGUUCUGGUCAUCUGUGCGUGUCGAAGUUGUAAAACACAAAGGCAGCACGAACAAGAUGAAGAUGAGCUCAGGCUGAGGAUUUUUCAAGAUGAAGGUCAGAACGGUACAGCCAGAUCCAAACACACUGCUAGGGGGCAACCAGCGCCCCCCAUCCCACAAGAAGAGCCAUCUCCACAAAUCCCAACUCAAACCCAGACUCAGCCCAAAGCCCAGACCCGCGGUCGACCUCCACCACCGCCUGAGGACGAUGACGAAAAUCCUCCUCCCUUACCUCGGCCGAGGAAUAAACAACACCGCAAGAGACAUGAAGAACCGUACCGACCAAUGGAAUGAGACUCUUGUAUGUUCACUGAACAACAGUAACUCGGGGCCUUAAUGGAAUAAUUUUCAUAAGCCAUACUGCGAUGCUAAGAUUGUAAUUUAAGAAAUAGCAUGGUCAUGUACUCACCCUCAUGUUCUUCCAAACUUGACACCAAAGGAGGUCUUAGGCAGAAAAUCAAAGCGAUUCUUGUCCAUACGAUGAAAAGAGAUGGUGAUUUAUACUUAAGCUCCAUAAAUAAUAGUCCUUAAGACACUUGUGUGUGCUAUACUCAAAAUAUAACGCAAAAUAUUCACAAUCAAAAGAUACACUUUUUUAUUUUUUUGAAAUCAAGAAAACGUACAUAAUUAGCGAGUACAUAUGUGUUUACGUCAUAUUCGUAAAUAAAGGAAAGCAAUCAGAAGUCAGAAUAUCACUAUACUAAUAAGUGGAUCUAGCUUGAAGAAUUAACAACUGAAUAUUCAACCAAAAAGCUAAAAGGGAAAGCUAAAGUAUCCGUAAUAAAACAUGAAUCAAUAUAUUUUACAUAGAAUCCCAUUUGCUCUGUGUGCUGGCUAGGAUCACAAAAUGAUGUUUAGGUUGGUAACAAUAUUAGUUACUACUUUGAUCUGUUUGUUAUGGAAGCACGUUUCCGCCACUGAAUAAAAAAAAAAAAAAAAGAAUUGCAACUUUUUAUCUCACAAUUAUGACUUUUUUCUCGCAAUUCUGAAUGACACAAUCAGCCGAAUCGCAACUCAAGUGAUUAAAACAAUGUUACUCCGCGAGUAACGUCAACCGCUAGAGUUGUCUAGCUUUCAAAUAAUAGAAUACAGCGAAUAACGAUUUAAAUUGAAGUCUGUUUGUGAGGUGAACGUGAGUAUAUGAUGACCGAAUUUUCAUUUUCAGAUGAAUUAUUAUUCAGGUGUGCUAAGUAGCUUAUUUUCUCUGAGGUCUUAUUCGUGUCUUUAAACAUAUAAAACAAGAGACGUCUUGAUCAUUAUGCUGGCACAUCUGUAGAUGUACAUGCAUUGCAUUUUUAUUUAUUGACUCAACAGUUAUAUGGUUUUAACAUUAGAGUUUAGAACUCCGCUUAUGUUAAAUUAACCAACUUUUGUCCUAGUCUGCAUUAAGACAUUGAUGUAAAUAUAUAUGGGUUGUCACUUUUUAGAGUUACAAUUAACUUUAAGUAGAAAACAAAAGUAUAUAUGAGCUGAAUGAAACAGUAUUUUAUAGAAUAUGUUUUCCUUUUGUGCGUGUGUGUGUGUGUAUGUGUCUGUGUGUUUUAUGAGACCAUAAAAGGUAAAAAAUAAAGACAUAUAUUUUCAA
Messenger RNA from Cyprinus carpio (common carp), 2740 nucleotides. RefSeq lists its product as uncharacterized. Lineage: Eukaryota; Metazoa; Chordata; Actinopteri; Cypriniformes; Cyprinidae. The record is from RefSeq and is a predicted model, not a curated record.